Molecule: messenger RNA, 1199 nt
Organism: Branchiostoma belcheri (Belcher's lancelet)
Lineage: Eukaryota; Metazoa; Chordata; Leptocardii; Amphioxiformes; Branchiostomatidae
Product: zinc finger protein 239-like
Exons: 2
Coding region: 233-1165 (310 amino acids)
Biological process (GO): regulation of transcription by RNA polymerase II
Molecular function (GO): DNA-binding transcription factor activity, RNA polymerase II-specific; RNA polymerase II cis-regulatory region sequence-specific DNA binding
Source: RefSeq, a predicted model, not a curated record
AAGGUCAUCAAGAGGUCAGCAUUUCAGUACCGCCAUCUUCUGUGUCUUUUGUAAUCAUUUUACGGCCAGAAAAUACAUACUACAAGGAUCCCGGGAUAUUCUAACCCAUAGGACUGCUACAGACCAGACUGCAAGGUUUGAACUGCUCACACCUGGAAGGACCCCUACUCUUUUCCAUAAGUGUGGUGGGUUUUUUACGAGCAACAAAGGCCGGCAACCAUCAACUAUAGACAUGUGGUCGCACACUGGAAAACACAAUCGUGAAGAAACAAGAGAAGAUGGGACAUUUGAUGGAAGACAAAAAGAAGACAGACGUGCAACAGCAAGUUGCACCACAGACCUAGGACUAAAACAUACAUGUGACAUGUGGAGAGCACCAGGGAGUAGGAGAGACAUUCAGGAAUGUAGCUGGGGUGCAAGCAGUCAAAAGAACAAGUCAGAAAUUGGCCCUCAGCCUUUGCAACAUACAUGCAGUAGUGGAAAUCAAGCCUGGGUGUGCUACAUUUGUGGGUCAGAAUUUAGCACGAUCUCAAGUUUCGAAGACCACAUCAAUAGUGCUCAUAUGCCAGGAUCCAAAAGAAAAUGCAACUCUGAGACCCUCCAAAGUAACAUACCCGGCUUAUCCAGCCAACCAACUCCUGUACAAACCCACCCCAUAGAAAGGAUCUUCCCUUGUAGUUUUUGUGAGAAGAACUUCACCACUAAGGCAUAUAUGAAUAUUCACAUGCGUGUGCAUACAGGCGAUAAGCCUUACAAGUGUCAGAUGUGUGACAAGGCAUUUAGUCAGCAUGGUACGCUGAAGAACCACAUCCGUACACACACUGGCGAGAAACCUUUCGUCUGCGAGUUUUGCGAAAUGUCGUUUACAAGCAAGGGCAAUAUGAUAACACAUACACGCAUCCAUACUGCGCAUAAGCCUUAUGAAUGCCAAGUGUGUGAGAAAAAAUUCAGCCAGCUUGGUAGCUUGAAAGUCCACAUGCGUAAACACACUGGGGAGAGACCGUUCGAGUGUCCGAUGUGUGGUAUGAAGUGCAUCACUAAGGGUAACCUCAAGACCCACCUUUACACUCACACUGGUGAGAAACCUCACAAGUGUGAGGUAUGUAGGAAGGAAUUUAGCCAAAAAGGAAGUCUAAAGACCCAUAUGAAGACUCACAAUCCUUGACAAGGACAUGGUUUGUAACAUAAGACCACAGUCA